UCGAUGAACUGUCAAAUGCCAUAGAAAGAGAAAUAAUCAACAAUUCAGAAUUGUGGAGAGUGCACGUGUUUUUUAGCCGAAAUAGCUAGUUUGUUUUUAUUCAAAUUCUCAUAGAAAUUAUAAAUAAGAAUACAACAAAAUGCAGCACGAUGAUGUUGUUUGGAGCAUCAUCAAUAAAUCCUUCUGUUCCCACAAAGUCAAAACCGAUACACGUACAUUCUGCCGCCAUGAAUACAAUUUAACAGGUUUGUGUACCCGUCGUACCUGUCCUUUGGCCAAUUCCCAAUACGCCACAGUUCGCGAAGAGAAGGGUAUAAUCUAUCUCUAUAUGAAAACAGCUGAAAGAGCCCAUAUGCCCAACAAACUGUGGGAACGUGUUAAGCUGUCACGAAACUUUGAAAAGGCCAUACAACAGAUCAAUGAAAAUUUGGUAUUUUGGCCCAAAUAUAUGAUUGCGAAAAAUAAGCAAAGAUUUUUAAAAAUCACACAGUAUCUGAUACGUAUGCGUAAAUUGAAAUUGAGAAGACAGAAAUUGAUUGUGCCACUAUCGAGGAAGAUUGAACGUCGUGAGACCAGACGUGAACAGAAGGCUUUGAUAGCAGCCAAGAUAGAAAAUCACAUUGAAAAGGAACUGAUGGAACGUUUGAAACGUGGCACCUACAAGGAUAUAUACAAUUUCUCACAGGCUGCAUUCAACAAAGCUUUGGCGGCUGAAGAAGUUGAAGAUGACGAGGAGGAAGAUAUGGAAGAAGAUCUUGAGAUGGAACAAGAAUUGGAACAUGAAAUGGAUGAGGAAUCGAGAGAGUUGAGAAAAGAUUUAUUAGAUGAAGAAUUUGUGGAAGCUGACUCGGAGGAAGAAGUCGAUGACAGCGAUGAAGAUGGGUAUAGUGACGAUGAAGAUGCCCUUAGCGAUUCUGGUGAGAAGGAAGAAGUCGAAGUUGAUAGUGAUUUUGAGGAAUCCGAUGAAGAUGAGGGUUCAGAUAUUGAGGAUACACCAGCCGGCGCUUUUGUUCGUGCUCCUGCCAAAUCUCCUACCAAAGCGACGGCAUCAUCUGCCGCCAAGGCUAGCAAAACAAAUGGUACAUCUAAAGCUGCCACAACGAAAAGACGUCUUAAAAAGCCUAAAGUCGAAAUUGAAUAUGAAAUGGAGACCGAAACAAACCGGCAAAGGAUACAUAACUGAGAUACCUUCGGAACCCACAACGCCCACAUUACGUUGUAUUUUGAAUGGACCUUUUCGCGACUUACAUUUUACCGCCACCGAUCAUCGAAUAACACCGGUCCACGAUGUGGUUUUCUUGGAUGAAGUGGAUAAUCCAAAUGUGAAACCACUAAUAUAUCGACCGAAAUUUCCUGAGACGGAAAAGUCCAAUGGACACAGCAAUGGAUUUACGAAUGAGUGUGAUGAGUAAGUAUAUUUGUUUUACAGGGACAACAGAGGAGUAGAAAUCACAAAAUGGAUCAGCAACAAUAUCUGCAAUGUCAACUACGACAGCAACAACAGCAACGUCAUCUGCAGCAUCAGCAUGGAGUGGGAUAGCCAUCAACUUCAAAAUGGGAUAACAUAGCCAACCAACUACAACGAAGCAGAGAACAAACGACAAAUCUGGCAAACAAUAUCCUUAAAAUGCAUAGCUGCUGUUGCAAUGGGAAAAUUGUUUAAACUCCGGACCUUCAGCGACGUCAUUUGGCAACG
Musca domestica (house fly) is the source of this 1696-nucleotide messenger RNA. It is a transcript of the gene Rbm13, whose product is annotated as protein MAK16 homolog A. The coding region runs from base 140 to 1183 and encodes 347 amino acids. Gene Ontology annotation, biological process: maturation of LSU-rRNA; maturation of 5.8S rRNA. Gene Ontology annotation, cellular component: preribosome, large subunit precursor; nucleolus. The record is from RefSeq and is a predicted model, not a curated record. Lineage: Eukaryota; Metazoa; Arthropoda; Insecta; Diptera; Muscidae. The transcript has 7 exons.